AUGCAAAAGGCCUUUGCAAACUUUUCCAAAUUGUAUUGAAAUACAUGCCUAUAUAUCGAAAGAUUUACUUUAACAUUUUGAAAGCUAUUAUAAAGAAGAACCAGAACAGAAUGUUUUAGAAAUAAGACCCACAAAUCAAUUAGACGUCAUUUUGCUAAGGUUGAGUUCCAUUGUUUAAAGUUUAAAAUUGCAAGUAAGAAAAGUACAGUCAAGUGUGCUCGACUCUGAGAUACCCUCUACUCAUUUUGAAUAAAAGUAACAAAACAGUGCGGUAUUAGUCUUAAAAUAUAUCAAGUUAAUAUACCACAAAAUACUAAAAUAUACCGAAUGCUAUAUUUGUAAUAUUAAUGUAGUACUACACUUUAUAUCGUCCUGAAGGCACAACAUUAUAAUACCCUUCUACCCAAUAGGUAGCGGGUAUAAAAAGAGAUAAAUUAUUUCUUGAUCGACAUAAAAUUAUAAACAUCGAUAAAUGCACAGAAUUUGAGGACAGUAGCUAGGUUAUAUAUAGAGAUGUCACAAAUGAUUAACUAAUGAUGUAAAUUACCUUUAAAUGUUUACCAAAGCAGUACAUUUUAUAGUUAAUUGGAAAUCGUUUGUGAAAUUUGGUGGGUUUCCCACAAACAAACAACCAACAAGUCGAAGAUAGUCGAUCAUUUGAUCAACUGCUUCGAAUUAUUUAUACAAACUGACUGUUAAACAAAUAAUCACGCUGAGAGAAUGAGUAAGAUGCAAAUAACUAAAUGGGAUACCUGAUAGAAUGCCGCGAGUAUUUUAUUAUUUUAAAACACAUUCGGGAUAAACUUAGAUGUGAAAGUUGCCGCAAGUAUAUAGAUUUGUGGUUAACGUGGGAUGCAGUCUCAUGUGUAGCCUUCGAUAUACUACGAACACUUGUUCGCAAUGAAUUCUCAUUGAAUACGUAGGCAGCAGCAGGUAGGAAUAUGCGAAUGCCAAAUGCUAAUUCGAAUGUUUAUGUCCCGACAUGUCUAAAAGGAAAUUGGCCAGAACUUCGACGACGUCGACGACGACGACGACCCAAUCAGACUGUCUGCGGGUUUGUCGGCCUUUUCCGUCUUUAAAGGACUCAUUUGUGUACGAGUAUGUACAAAUAACAAGAGUAGAAGAAAACACAAAUAUCGAACACAAUGGAAACAAUAACGUGCGAAGCGAUUGGAAACGCGCCACAGACGCCGCUGCCCACAGACAUUGCCUCAGCCACAGCCACAGUCGCAGCCGCAGCCACAGCAAUAGCAACAGCAACAGCCGCUGCCCGGUCAGCGUCCGGCGUGUCAGUCAGAGUCGCGGGCUGAAGCACAAGUCGAAGCAGCAGGGCCAGCAGAAGCAGCCGGUUAGCCAGCGGGCCAACAACAAGUUAGCAGGCAAAUCGACAAAUGCAAGAGACAGCAGCAAAAUCGAUUGGAAUUAUCAAAAAGUCGUGUCGUUGUUGUCGUUGUCGUCGUCGUCGUCGCUGCUGCUGUCGCUUUUUUUUUUGUUGUCUCGCGAUUGCUCUAAAAAUAUAUUUUGUUUUAAUUGA
Messenger RNA from Drosophila nasuta, 1534 nucleotides. RefSeq lists its product as uncharacterized. The transcript is spliced from 2 exons. Lineage: Eukaryota; Metazoa; Arthropoda; Insecta; Diptera; Drosophilidae. The coding region runs from base 983 to 1534 and encodes 183 amino acids. The record is from RefSeq and is a predicted model, not a curated record.